Pseudozyma flocculosa PF-1 is the source of this 1545-nucleotide messenger RNA. RefSeq lists its product as uncharacterized. Lineage: Eukaryota; Fungi; Basidiomycota; Ustilaginomycetes; Ustilaginales; Ustilaginaceae. The transcript is spliced from 4 exons. The coding region runs from base 1 to 1545 and encodes 514 amino acids. Gene Ontology annotation, biological process: activation of GTPase activity; nucleocytoplasmic transport. Gene Ontology annotation, molecular function: small GTPase binding; GTPase activator activity. Gene Ontology annotation, cellular component: cytosol; perinuclear region of cytoplasm; nucleus. The record is from RefSeq and is a predicted model, not a curated record.
AUGUCGAAGAUCUUCAGCAUCGCUGGUCGCAACCUCAAGCUCGACACCCGAGCCGACAUCCAGCCCCACCUGGACAUCCUCGCCGCCAUCGAUGAUCUCGAGGAGAUCCACCUCGGUGGAAACACCCUCGGCGUCGAGGCGUGCCAGGCUCUCGGCGAGGUCCUCAAGACCAAGAAGACGCUCAAGGUCGCCGACUUCGCCGACAUCUUCACCGGCCGGCUGAUCACUGAGAUUCCCGAUGCCCUGCGCGCCCUCUGCGACGCCCUGGUGGAUCACGAGAACCUCGUCGAGCUCGACAUGUCCGACAACGCCUUUGGCGGCCGCUCCGCUGAGCCCAUGGUCAACCUCCUCACCCACAACCACCACUUCUCCGUGCUCAAGCUCAACAACAACGGCCUCGGCAUCUCCGGAGGUACCAUCAUCGCCGAGGCGCUCAUCGCCGCCGCUGCCGAGCUCAAGACCAAGGGACUCAAGUCGAACCUGCGCGUCGUCAUCUGCGGCCGCAACCGCCUCGAGAACGGCUCUGCCCCCCUCUGGGCCCAGGCCUUUGCUGCUCACGGCUGCCUGGUCGAGGUUCGCAUGUUCCAGAAUGGAAUUCGCAUGGAGGGCAUCAAGGCCUUGAGCCAGGGCCUUGCCAGCUGCCCGCACCUCGAGGUCCUCGACUUCCAGGACAACACCGCCGCCGUGCCCGGCUCGCGUGCCAUCGCAGCGUGCUUGAACAAGUGGCCGGCCCUCAAGGUCCUCAACCUCUCUGACUGCCUCCUCAAGCCUCGCGGCGGCGCUCUUGUCGUCGGUGCGCUCGAGCAUGGAAGCAACCCUCUGCUGGAGGAGGCGUACUUCCAGUACUGCGACCUCGACCGCAAGAGUCUGUCGACGCUCGGCAGCGCCAUCGACCACCACCUGCCCAAGUUGAGCAAGCUCGAGAUCAACGGCAACUGGGCGGACGAGGAAGAUGAAUGCAUCACCAAGAUCAAGGCCGCUCUCGCCAAGUGGGGCCACGAGGAUGCCCUUGACGAGCUCGACGAGAUGGACCCCGAAGGCGAAGAAGACGAGGAAGAGGAAGAUGAGAGCGAGGAGGAGAAGGUCGAAGAGUCGGAAGAGGUCAAGGAAGCCGAGGCGGGCGACAAGGGCGACACCGCCGCUGCUGCUGCCGAGCCUGUUGCCGGCGCUGCCGUCGCCUCGGCCUCGACGAGCCACGAAGACACUGACCGCCUGGCGGAGGCGCUGGAGAAGACCAAGAUCGACGCUACCGCCGUCGAGUCGUCCGACGUGCCGCCCGCCGAGGAAGUCGCCCCUGAGGCCCACGAGUCCUCCGCUCCCGUCACGGCUUCAGGACCGGGCGUCAGUGACCCCGAAGCCGGCAAGGUUCCCGCUACCUCUGGCGGAAGUGCGCCGUCCUCGGACGCGGCGCCGUCCUCGGACGCGGCGCCGUCCUCGGACCCUGCUCCGUCCUCUGACGCUCCGUCGUCGUCGUCGUCGUCGUCGAGCUUCGCACACAAGCGCAUCGGAAAGCUGAUGGCCAGCAUCAAGAAGAAGCUCGCCUAG